Molecule: messenger RNA, 12703 nt
Organism: Cavia porcellus (domestic guinea pig)
Lineage: Eukaryota; Metazoa; Chordata; Mammalia; Rodentia; Caviidae
Gene: Grin2b
Product: glutamate ionotropic receptor NMDA type subunit 2B
Exons: 15
Coding region: 586-5040 (1484 amino acids)
Biological process (GO): long-term synaptic potentiation; monoatomic ion transport; excitatory postsynaptic potential
Cellular component (GO): NMDA selective glutamate receptor complex; plasma membrane
Molecular function (GO): NMDA glutamate receptor activity
Source: RefSeq, a predicted model, not a curated record
AAGAAGAGUCGUGAACUUCAAACCCCCCGAGACGGAUCAUUAAUCCUGCUUGCAGAGAAAGAAAACCCUCAGUCCCCCACGCCACCGGCCACGGCUCUCCGGAGACUCUGCACCCGCGGAGACGCUCAGAGCCGGAAGGGGACGCUUUGGGAAUGACCAUGCUCCACGGAGGGACGGAGCCGGCCCCCAGCUUCUCUACACUGAGCCUCCUCCACUAAAGCUCCAAAAAUCAAAAACCAUAAUUGCCUGAAGAAUCCUUAUAAUAUAUACAGUGCCAGCCACUAACCUCACAUGCAAACGGAAUAAUUACUCUGGAUUCUGCAUUGUGAGCUGCUCUCCAUACCCUGAAUUACCUUUGAAUUAAAUCCUUUUUUGUUUGAAUUUGCAUCUCUUCAAGACACAAGAUUAAAACAAAAUUUACGCUAAAUUGGAUUUUAAAUUACCUUCUGUUCAUUUAUCCUUCAUCUUUCUUAUGUGGAUAUGCAAGCGAGAAGAGGAGACUGGACAUUCCCAACAUGCUCACUCCCUUAAUCUGUCCGUCUAGAGGUUUGGCUUCUACAAACCAAGGGAGUCGACAAGUUAAAGAUGAAGCCCAGAGCAGAGUGCUGUUCUCCCAAGUUCUGGUUGGUGUUGGCCGUCCUGGUCGUGUCUGGCAGCAGAGCCCGUUCUCAGAAGAGCCCCCCGAGCAUUGGCAUUGCUGUCAUCCUCGUGGGCACUUCCGACGAGGUGGCCAUCAAGGAUGCCCACGAGAAAGAUGAUUUCCACCAUCUCUCUGUGGUGCCCCGAGUGGAACUGGUAGCCAUGAAUGAGACUGACCCAAAGAGUAUCAUCACCCGCAUCUGUGAUCUCAUGUCUGACCGGAAGAUCCAGGGUGUGGUGUUUGCUGAUGAUACAGACCAGGAAGCCAUCGCCCAGAUCCUCGAUUUCAUUUCGGCUCAGACUCUCACCCCCAUCCUGGGAAUCCAUGGGGGCUCCUCCAUGAUAAUGGCAGAUAAGGACGAAUCCUCUAUGUUCUUCCAGUUUGGUCCAUCAAUUGAACAGCAAGCUUCCGUAAUGCUCAACAUCAUGGAAGAAUACGACUGGUACAUCUUUUCUAUUGUCACCACCUACUUCCCUGGCUACCAGGACUUUGUAAACAAGAUCCGCAGCACCAUUGAGAAUAGCUUCGUGGGCUGGGAGCUGGAGGAAGUCCUCUUACUGGACAUGUCCCUGGAUGAUGGAGAUUCUAAGAUCCAGAACCAGCUUAAGAAACUUCAAAGCCCCAUUAUCCUUCUUUAUUGCACUAAGGAAGAAGCCACCUACAUCUUUGAAGUGGCUAACUCAGUAGGGCUGACGGGCUACGGCUACACAUGGAUUGUGCCUAGUCUGGUGGCAGGGGAUACGGAUACAGUGCCCUCAGAGUUCCCUACUGGCCUCAUCUCUGUAUCCUAUGAUGAAUGGGACUAUGGCCUCCCUGCCAGAGUGAGAGAUGGGAUUGCCAUCAUCACCACUGCUGCUUCCGACAUGCUGUCUGAACACAGCUUCAUUCCUGAACCCAAGAGCAGUUGUUACAACACCCACGAGAAGAGAAUCUACCAAUCCAAUAUGCUCAAUAGGUAUCUGAUCAAUGUCACUUUUGAGGGGAGAAAUUUGUCCUUCAGUGAAGAUGGCUACCAGAUGCAUCCGAAACUGGUGAUAAUUCUUCUGAACAAGGAGAGGAAGUGGGAGAGGGUGGGAAAGUGGAAAGACAAAUCCCUGCAGAUGAAAUACUAUGUGUGGCCCCGAAUGUGUCCUGAGACAGAGGAGCAGGAGGACGACCACCUGAGCAUCGUGACCCUGGAAGAAGCACCAUUUGUCAUUGUGGAAAGUGUGGACCCACUUAGCGGAACCUGCAUGAGGAACACAGUCCCCUGCCAAAAACGCAUCAUCUCUGAGAAUAAAACAGAUGAGGAACCAGGCUACAUUAAAAAAUGCUGCAAGGGGUUCUGUAUAGACAUCCUUAAGAAAAUUUCUAAAUCUGUGAAGUUCACCUAUGACCUUUACCUGGUGACCAAUGGCAAGCAUGGGAAGAAGAUCAAUGGAACGUGGAAUGGUAUGAUUGGAGAGGUGGUCAUGAAGAGGGCCUACAUGGCGGUGGGAUCUCUCACUAUCAAUGAGGAGCGCUCAGAGGUGGUGGACUUCUCUGUACCCUUCAUAGAGACUGGCAUCAGUGUCAUGGUAUCACGCAGCAAUGGGACUGUCUCACCUUCUGCCUUCUUAGAGCCAUUCAGUGCUGACGUAUGGGUCAUGAUGUUUGUGAUGCUGCUCAUCGUCUCAGCCGUGGCUGUCUUUGUCUUCGAAUACUUCAGCCCUGUGGGUUAUAACAGGUGCCUCGCUGAUGGCAGAGAGCCAGGCGGCCCAUCUUUCACCAUCGGCAAAGCUAUUUGGUUACUCUGGGGUCUGGUGUUUAACAACUCCGUACCUGUGCAGAACCCAAAGGGGACCACGUCCAAGAUCAUGGUGUCGGUGUGGGCCUUCUUUGCUGUCAUUUUCCUGGCCAGCUACACUGCCAACUUAGCUGCCUUCAUGAUCCAAGAAGAGUAUGUGGACCAGGUUUCUGGCCUGAGUGACAAAAAGUUCCAGAGACCUAAUGACUUCUCCCCACCUUUUCGCUUUGGGACUGUGCCCAAUGGUAGCACAGAGAGGAAUAUUCGCAAUAACUACGCAGAAAUGCAUGCCUACAUGGGAAAGUUCAACCAGAGGGGUGUAGAUGAUGCAUUGCUUUCCCUGAAAACAGGGAAACUGGAUGCCUUCAUCUACGAUGCAGCAGUACUGAACUAUAUGGCAGGCAGAGAUGAAGGCUGCAAGUUGGUGACCAUUGGUAGCGGCAAGGUCUUUGCUUCCACUGGUUAUGGCAUUGCCAUCCAAAAAGACUCUGGGUGGAAGCGCCAGGUGGACCUUGCUAUCCUGCAGCUGUUUGGAGAUGGGGAGAUGGAAGAACUGGAAGCUCUCUGGCUCACUGGUAUUUGCCACAAUGAAAAGAAUGAAGUCAUGAGUAGCCAGCUGGACAUUGACAACAUGGCAGGCGUCUUCUACAUGUUGGGGGCAGCCAUGGCUCUCAGCCUCAUCACCUUCAUCUGUGAACACCUUUUCUAUUGGCAGUUCCGGCAUUGCUUUAUGGGGGUCUGUUCUGGCAAGCCUGGCAUGGUCUUCUCCAUCAGCAGGGGUAUUUACAGCUGCAUCCAUGGAGUGGCUAUCGAGGAGCGCCAAUCUGUGAUGAAUUCCCCCACUGCGACGAUGAACAAUACGCACUCCAACAUCCUGCGUUUGCUCCGCACAGCCAAGAACAUGGCCAACCUGUCUGGCGUGAAUGGCUCCCCGCAGAGUGCCCUGGACUUCAUUCGCAGGGAGUCAUCUGUCUAUGACAUCUCUGAGCACCGCCGCAGCUUCACCCACUCGGACUGCAAAUCCUACAACAACCCGCCCUGCGAGGAAAACCUCUUCAGUGACUACAUCAGUGAAGUGGAGAGAACAUUUGGUAACCUGCAGCUGAAGGACAGCAACGUGUACCAGGACCACUAUCACCAUCACCACCGGCCUCACAGCAUCGGCAGCACCAGCUCCAUCGACGGGCUCUACGACUGUGACAACCCGCCCUUCACCACCCAGCCGAGGUCCAUCAGCAAGAAGCCGCUGGACAUCGGCCUGCCCUCCUCCAAACACAGCCAGCUGAGUGACUUGUACGGCAAGUUCUCCUUCAAGAGUGACCGCUACAGUGGCCACGAUGACUUGAUCCGCUCGGAUGUCUCUGACAUUUCCACGCACACAGUCACCUAUGGCAACAUCGAGGGCAAUGCGGCCAAGCGACGUAAGCAGCAGUACAAGGACAGUCUGAAGAAGCGGCCGGCCUCGGCCAAGUCCAGACGGGAGUUUGAUGAGAUCGAGCUGGCCUACCGUCGCCGACCGCCCCGCUCCCCUGACCACAAACGCUACUUCAGGGACAAGGAAGGGCUACGGGAUUUCUACUUGGACCAGUUUCGAACCAAGGAGAACUCGCCCCACUGGGAACACGUGGAUCUGACCGACAUCUACAAGGAGCGCAACGAUGACUUCAAGCGCGACUCCAUCAGUGGAGGAGGGCCCUGUGCCAACAGGUCUCACCUCAAGCAUGGGACAGGCGACAAACACGGUGUGGUCAGCGGGGUGCCAGCCCCUUGGGAGAAGAACCUGACCAACGUGGAUUGGGAGGACCGGUCCGGGGGCAACUUCUGCCGCAGCUGCCCCUCCAAACUGCACAACUACUCCACCACGGUGGCCGGGCAGAACUCGGGCCGGCAGGCGUGCAUCCGAUGCGAGGCCUGCAAGAAGGCGGGUAACCUGUACGACAUCAGCGAGGACAACUCCCUGCAGGAGCUGGACCAGCCGGCGGCCCCCGUGGCGGUGCCGCCCAAUGCUUCCACCACCAAGUAUCCCCAGAGCCCGACUAAUUCCAAGGCCCAGAAGAAGAACCGCAACAAACUGCGGCGGCAGCACUCCUACGACACCUUCGUGGACCUGCAGAAGGAAGAAGCCGCCUUGGCCCCGCGCAGCGUGAGCCUGAAAGACAAGGGCCGGUUCAUGGAUGGGAGCCCCUACGCCCACAUGUUUGAGAUGCCAGCUGGUGAGAGCACCUUUGCCAACAACAAGUCCUCAGUGCCCACUGCCGGACACCACCACCACAACAACCCCGGCAGCGGCUACAUGCUCAGCAAGUCGCUCUACCCUGACCGGGUCACGCAAAACCCUUUCAUCCCCACUUUUGGGGACGACCAGUGCUUGCUCCAUGGCAGCAAAUCCUACUUCUUCAGGCAGCCCACGGUGGCAGGUGCGUCGAAAGCCAGGCCGGACUUCCGGGCCCUUGUCACCAACAAGCCAGUGGUCUCGGCCCUGCACGGGGCUGUGCCAGGCCGUUUCCAGAAAGACAUCUGUAUAGGGAACCAGUCCAACCCCUGUGUGCCUAACAACAAAAACCCCAGGGCUUUCAAUGGCUCCAGCAAUGGGCAUGUUUAUGAGAAACUUUCUAGUAUUGAGUCUGAUGUCUGAGUGAGGGAAGAGAGAGGUUAAGCUUACAUGAAAGAAUAAUUCGUAUAACCCUGUUUGGAUAAAGCCUAUUGGAUGAAGCCAAAUAUGUGGAUGGAGCUUACAAAAUGGGCAAAGAAUUCUUAUCCCAGAGUUUCAACAUUGCGCCACUGAAGAGAAGUCUCCUGGGGAAAUUUGUAUGUCCAAUAACUUGCAACCUAAUCAAGAAAGUUGGUGGGUUUUUUGAGCUUUACCAACUCUUUUGAGCUUUUGUUGUCUUUCUCACAAUGAAAUAAGCCAUAGCAUCAUUGUUCUGUUCAAUAUCUUCUGCUCACCAAUAUGCUAGAGCUGCUUCUGCCUUCAGGGAGAUGAAUUAGAUCAAGAACAAAAUUACAAUCUUCUGGGCCAGUUACAAUGGUUGUCUGCUUUCCCUUUUUUUUCCCCAUUGCCACAUGGUGAAGAAAUCUACCUGGUUAUCACCAAACAUCCUAGUGGCAAAUUAUGGAAUGUGAAUUCAUGAAGAGUGAGUACAACCAGCAUGUUGCAUUUAAUCUUAAUGGGCUUUAAGUAUUGUAUUAUUUGUCUAAGAGCCACCUCUUCUUUGAGGCAUUUUCCUCUUCUGGCACUCGUGAUUCCAAGAUGAAUUUCGGUGGUUGGUGUGUGACAAAAAAGAUAUCUAUACUAGAAAAGUGUCUAAAAUACUUAAGCUUUUAGCCAUUCCAAAGUGGGUUUAAUAGCUGAGAAAAGCUUUCCCCAUUUCUUGCAUGGAAAUUCUUCCUCAUCUCCUAGCCUUUUGGUAGCUUUCCUGGUUUCCCUUCAAAGCUUUGUUUCCUGUCCCUGCCUUCUUUUCCUAUUAUGGAUGAGUAUGUUCCUUAAGCCUAAUUUUUAUCUAAACUGUUAUAUUGUUAAAAGAGGAUCAUAGUAAUAAUUUCUCAAGGUUUUAUCUUUUUUAACUUAAAAGGAUGGCUGGAGAAGGAAAAAAUUAUUAAGUAAGCAAACAAGACCCUGUUCCCAGAUGUUCCAACCCAAGGUCAAGUGCUGGGAUAGUGAGUGUGCCCCGUGAAAAAGCCCGUGGUGUUGCUCAGGGAGAAGGGUGUGCUCAGAAUAUUAAGCAACCUCUGUGAGAGUGUGCACAGGGGUUUUGGUCAAAAUGUCUGUUGUGCCUUUGUAAGCAUUUCUGGUCUCUCUCUCUCUCUCUCUCUCUCUCUCUCUCUGUCUCUCUCUCUCUCUCUCUCUGUCUCUCUCUCUCUCUCUCUCUAUCUCUCUCUGCUUUUCAAGGUAGAAUCUGUAUGAUAGAGAGAGAAUGCAUGGAUUUUAGUUCGAGUGUGGUAGUGACUUAAUACUAUCCUCAGCUCUCCUUGGUCCUAGGUUCAUAGGAAGCAAGUGUUUCUAAAUAUCUCAGGCACUGAGUCCUUGCAGUUAGCCUUUUUAAAACUAUUAAUGGAAUGUCCUUUUGUAACAAGAAAGAAAAAUUGGAUGGGAAAUAGAUUCAAUGACAAGCAGACAUCAAGCUUUGUUUUGAGGCAUGCUUUCUCUUCAUCAAAGUGAGGGGAAAUAUCUAGAAACAAAGUGGGGAGUCAGGAAACAAUAAUGGCUGCAUCUGGUUUACCUCUAGAACAUUUGUCACAACCCUUGAGGUCCCACAGAAGGAGAAAUUGGGCUGCCAUUGACUGCUCCAAAAUGAUACUGGGCUAACUUUAGAAAGAAAUAUGAGCGUUCCUUCAGGAAGACCCUGAUAAGUGAUGCAGCUUGACUCUUCAAAACUCAUCCACUGAACUUUUAGGGCAACUUCUCUAAAAUGAUUUCCAUUCUCCAGUCAAGAAUAUUCAGAUGAGAAGAGCUACAGUAUGAUUAAAUUUGUGUUAUAUUUACUUAAUUGGAGAAGCCAAGAGGCCCUGAGAAAACAGAUGCAAUAUAUCAGAGAAAUAGAGUGAGAUUAGCUGAAACUUUUUUUGGUACAAUUUUGAUAUGAUUUUGGACUACAAAGUUAAAUCACCUUUGAGAGAGAAAAUGCUUUAAAUAAAAUUACAUCUUCUCAUUCUCAGUGAAAACAUUGGGUUUCUAAUCUGAUUACUGUUUACUUCAGGAAAGAAAAUCGGUAGAUUUGAUUAUAAAUAAGCAUUUACAGAUUAAUUUAAUCCAAAUAUAUCAACAUGGAAUUUAUUGGCUCAGACGUGAUCUUUUUUUUUUUUUUUUUUUUUUUUUUUUUAUUUAAGAGGAAAAAGAGAAAAACACAAAACAAACCAAAGCGGCGUAAGGGUACACGCAAUACAGAACUACAAAAAAAACAAAACAAAACAAAACAAAACAAAACAAAAAAACAUAACAGUAAGAAAUCACCUGCUAGUAGAUUACACACUAUCUUCUUGAAAAUAGUUCCUCAAAUCACAGUAUCAAAGAACACAAGGUGGACAUUCAAACAGGGAGACUGCAAACAGCUGUGUUCAAUGUUCCAAAAACAUUGAUAAAGUCAGCUAUUUAACACCCCCAAACACACUUGCUGUUAUAUCCAUUAGAGCUCUUUUUCUUUUUUUUUUUUCCCUCUCUUUUUUACAACAAAAUUUACACAUCUUGGAUUUUAUUACUCCUUAGUGCUUAUUACUUUCUUUGGGGGGGGGGGGAAGAAUACAGUCAAAUAUGGCAAAACAAAGCUGUCAGUCAAUACCAAGGAUAGACAUAGUACAUGGUGUAGAACAGAGUACAAGUUUAUCAACAAUGGUUAUCAACGUUGUCCCUUGUUUCCUUAAAAAGAAUUGUCUAUCUUAUUAGAUAUUAUAAAGUUGGACAAAACAGUAGAGAACAAGACCAAUAAAACUUAGGCAUUGUAAACAUUACAGGACUUCCAAAGAAGACAAUAGUCAAACCAGAAUGAGUAUCUUAGUGAAUCUUAUUGUCUUCAAAGUAGUUGCCUAUGUCAGACGUGAUCUUUUAAACUACAAAGUACCAUUAAUGGGUGAUAGAUCAAAUGUUCUGAGCAAAUCAGGAAGGCUAAAACAUUAAGUAAUCUCAGAUACUGAGUCUAAAUUCUACUGUAACCAGAGGGAUUUGAGAGGAAUGCGACAAAGGAAGAAAGGGACAGAGAUCAACUGCUGAAUGAGAGUCUGAAUUGUUUAAAAAAAUAAUAAAUUCAAGGAUAAUGUUCACAUAGAAAAAGGAACAAGGAAAGUGAGCUCUGUACUUGCCUUUAGAAAUCUGGUUACUCAAAUUUAUUUGCUUUGGGGGAUUUUGGUUGCUUGGGUUUUCUUUAGUUUUUGGAUUUUGCUGUUUUGUUUGUUUCAUUUAGACUUACUGUACUCUUACUUUAGGUGGAUGUGACCUAUGGUUUCAGAGCCUGCUUGGAGAGAUGUCUUAUCCAUGCAAGGGUAUUAACUGAAUGGAAGCCUGUGCCAGUUUGUUUUAGAUGCUGAGGUACAAGCAUAAACAACACUGGAGUUUGGAUGACAGGAAACACAUGAAAUCUUAAGGAAAUACAUCUUUGUAGUAAGCUUAAGGUGUCUAUUAGAAAUCCAGGUAGAAAUGCCCAUUAGACAAUUGGCUGUUCAAACCAGGAGUUCUCAAAAGAGGGAGGGCCUAAAGAUGUACUUGGAAUCUGUAAGCAUUUUGAUAACAUUCGAAGCCAUGAGACUGGAUGUAGGGAAUUAAUGCAGAUGGAAUCAAAUUCAGAUUUACCUUGGGAGUAGUCACAGUCCCAGGAGAGGAAGUGCUAGCCCUAGCCAGAAUGGCCAGAGACAAAUCAACUGCCACCACUGAGUGAAAAGAAUCUUCCGGAAACAGAGCUCGUUCCACUGGUGAUCUGAAAGACAGUGUUUAGGGGACUGGAUGGAUAGAAAUAUAAAGGAGGUGGUUCAAAGGAGAGCUACAGGUGAGGAAGUGGUGCCAGCACACAUGAGCAAUCCUUCUUAGGAUUUGUGUUGUAAAAAGGACAUACAGACAGCAGUGAAGAACUAUGUGGAGCUCCAGGAGAAAUAAUUUUAAGAUGGGAGAAAUAGCUCACUUUAUGCUGUCCACUAGCAAGGGAAAGUGGCUGAUUCUUAGAGAGAGGGGACAAUUGCUGGAGUAAUAUCUUUGAUGUGGUCAAAUGGGAUUGAAUCCUAUGAGAUUGGUGUUUGGAGCCCAGCUAGGAGUUCUACGGGAAUAGAAGAGAGAUGCUAUAUUAAGUAUGUUCAUAAGUGUGGAAGUAUGCUUUUCUAAUUGAUGAUAUUUUUCAGUGUUGAACUGAAUGGAAUCCAUGAGUUAAGAGUUGGUAUUGGGGUACAAGCAGUGAAGCUUCAGAAGAGAAGCCACUAUACAUUAGGCAUGCCAUCACUGAACAUGAAGAAUGGAGAUAAGAAAAAAUGUAAGAGACAUGCUUAAGGUUGUUGGUUGUGAAUUUAAAGAUAUUUAAGAAAUAUUUUUCCAUUACACUCUUUGCAGAUAGAGAAUUAAGAUUAGUGUUUGGGUUUAACAAGUGAAUGCAGGGAAAGUAGUUGGAGUUGUGGAGUUAGGUUAAAUGCUGUGGAACAGUGAUCAUGAUGAGCCAUAGAAUCUAAGCAGGGGGAAGAAAACAGGAAUUUUAAGCAGUGUGAAACACUGAAGAAGCCUGGGUGGGGGGAGACUAAAAUAAAGGUAGGAGUUACCAAGUUAUUAACUUGGGGUCCCAGAAAGAGUAACCUAGAAAUUAGGAGCUGAGCCUGAAGCUGUGUACUUGGAGUUAGGAUGGUGGAGGAUUUGAGGUUAUUUAGAAAGAAGCUUUCUGGCAGCUGGUGUGGUGAGGUAGUGGGCUGAAUAAUGGAGGGCAAAGUUAUAGAAGGAGCAGAGCUCAAGGAACUGAGAGGCCAGGAUACAGGAAGAUAUUUUAUAUAACUUCUGCAGUCAACAAAAAUGUUAACUUGUGCAUGGUACAGGCGUAUGUUAUGACAGGAACUGGGGAGAGAAAUUCAAAAAUAUUUCAACUUUUGCAUCAAGAGAGGUCAAACAGCUAGUAUCUCCUGAUGUGUUUCCAGCCAGAUUUUACUGUGCGUGUGUGGCUUUUAAAGAGGGUGGGAGAUGGUCUGGAAAUCACAAGGAUGAACAAGGAAGGGACCUGUUCCAUCUCUAGGCUCCAUGAUCUGACAAAUGUAUGAGGAGAGAUGUCUGACAUUCAAGAUGGCUACAUUUGAGGGACCCUAGGAUGAGCCAGAAGUGUGAAAGAAGGUCAGGGUGGGUGACUGAUGGCAAACCAUGGGAAGGAUUUGGGAUUUAGUAAGGGAUAGGAAACAGGCUCAGAUAGGAGAUGUAUUUGAUUAUUUGGGGGGGGGGAGUCCUAGUGAUAAGAUAAAUUGUGAUGUGGGUUUCUUAUGUGCUAAGGAAGGUUCAUGGGUAUUCCAGGCAGGUUCUGAUGGAUUUUAUCCAGGUGAAGGGGAAGCCUACAAACACUGCACUUAGGGCUUUAUCAGCAGCAUGGAAAAUGCUAGUACCUCAUCUUCCAUUUGAUGUUUGCUUUUCUUAAAUUCCACCAAAAAUGCCACUGCCAUCUGUGAUGGGCAAGUUACCACAUAUGAUUAUAAAUGUCAUUAAGUGUGGUCCUGGGUUGACACUGUGUUUUGGUUAUUUAGCCUAGAAAGAACAAGUUUUCACAGUAAAUCUUGUCUUUUUCUAUUUUAAAGGCUUCUACGUAAGUUGGUCUCCAUAGCGAAUCAUAAUUCUUUGUUUUUAUUUACCUUACUCCUUGUUCAUCUUUUAAAAAACACUAAAGGAUUGGAAAACAGCUUUGCUUCUGCCCAGUUUUUCUGAAAGCUUCUUCUGACUGGUCAUUUUUAUUCAGUAUUUUCUUUUGUAAGAGACAGGAGCAGUGAGACAGGAGCAACAGAAAAUGAAGUCUCCAAACCCUUUGGGACAGAGUUUUAGAUGAUCAGGAGAGGGUUUAGGGAAGAAAGGAUUUUUGAGUAUAUCUGGAAGAAAAGGGAACAAAUGAAGACUUCAGGGGAACUGCUGGAAAAAAAAUAAAAAAUUUGGUCAAGGGAGGCAAGGAGAAAAAGGUCCACUGUGUAGGCAUUUGGAGAUUUAGCAAGAGCAAACUAGAUUCUACCCCAGGCACAUUCCACAUAUUUCUGACACAAAUGAUGGGCUGAUUCUGCUUCAUUUCCUGCACCCUUAGAAAUCAUAAUUUGCAAAGAGACAGAACUUGUUCAGCUAUUCUUUGUGGACUAGUUUCCCAAACCCCACAGAAUAUUGAACAGGGCAUGAAUGAGAUCACAGUACCUCUGCUGCUACUGGUUCAGCUUCUCUGCCCACACCAACCUUCCAAGUUUCCUCUUCAGUGUAGUCAUAUCCUGCCUAGCACUUCCCCACCAAGAAGCUGGUGUUCGUGCUGACAUAUCUAAUGCCCUGUCUUGAGUUCCUUGUUGAAAGAGUAUUACAACCAACUCAAGGGCUUAUACCAUGCUUUAGGCACCAAGAACCCACUGAAGUCCAUUUAGGAAGGCAGAGGGAAGCAAAAGAAUCCAGAGAUGAUGUAGAUAUGACUUCUCUUUGCUUUCUGACCUGCAGGAACCCAACCUUUCAAAAGCAAGCAGAAAACACCAUGGUAUCUAUUUACCUGAUACUUCCCUUGCUUCAUACUGUCUCCCACUGGGCUAAUUGAGCAUAACUAUUAGUAUUUGUGUGAAGUGGAAGCAAAAAUGAUACAAGAGAGAGAAUCUUCAUCAGAGCUGUGUGACCGAGUGACCAUCUCAGCAUUUAUAUUUCCAAGUAGCCCUAAGGUACAUGGGAGCUUCUUAAGGGAGCUAGUUGGUAUCUGACAAUGGAACUCAGAGAAGAGACAGGAGAGGGCAAGGAGAUUUGUCCCUACGGUCAUCUCUUUUCCUCCACUUGACAGGAGCCAUUGCUCCAGUGGUGUCACGAUGCCACUCAGCCACAGUGACUGAUACGUGUUUGGGUGUGUGCCUGUGUGCGUGCAUGUGUGUGUGAGUGUGAGGGGGUGAUGGUGGAAGCCAAAUACACAUCCACAGUGGGUUGGAUUGUAUUCACGAAGCCGCACCCUCCCAAAGUCAUAUAAUGGAGGGGAAAUUGUCACAGCUUUCCCCUUGUGGAGUCCCCUUGCCCAGGGAAAGCACAGACGACUCAGGCUUGCCUCCACUCUGUGAGGCCCCGAGCCCAACCUCCUCCCCGGGGGCUGGCUCGCCUUCCUCUUGACUCUCAGAUCUCCAGCCCAUCCACCUCCAAGUUCUUUUUUUUUGUUUGUUUGUUUUGUUUUUUGUUUUGUGUAAAUAUAUAUUUCUUAUUUUGGACAUGCAGGGAUCAAUUGAGAUUCUCGAGUGGGGGGAGGGGCGGAUGACUGGGUCUUUUAAUUUUUUCCUUUCUCUCUUGGAUUUUGGUGUUUGAACUUGAAAAAAUACUUACAAGUAUAUAUAUAAGCAAAUGACUUACCUUUAAAAAAGAAAUAAGUUGAUUUCAUUCUUUUGAUUUAUCUUGUUUCUCAUUGGGGUUGGGUGGGGGUGGGGGGUCUUUUGGGUGGAGGGCUUUUUUGUGAGCUGUAUAGAUUUCCAGUUUGGACUUGUUCAAAUGAUGCAGGAACAAAAAUCAAAAUGAAUUUAAAAAAAGACAACAUAAAAACAAGAAAAACUUUGUGAUGUAUAAAAGCUGUAAAUAGUCAAAGAUUCUUUCUCUUUUCUAAUGGCAAAUUAUUUCUGUCACUUUAUAUUCAAAAAAUAAAGAAACCUACCACAAA